GCUUGAGGAAACCAGGAUGCUCAAAUUAGCCUCCAUCUGGCUCUAGCUUGUUCCGAAUCUCUCUUCUGUCUCUAGCCUAGCUUUAUUAUAAACAUCCCUCUGAAACACUUUCUCCUCACUCUCAGAUUAAACCAGUCCCUGGCCAUGUUUCCUCUUGCUCAGUGACUCCAUCCAGGGAUCCUUCCAUUUCCAUUCCCUCCAUACCCAGGCCCCUCCCCUGGUGGGUAGGGCCCUUCGUUUCCCUGCAUGGUGCUAGGAGGAAAGACCGACUGUGGAGGAGUAAGAAAGUGUUGGGUGUAGGAGGAGUUUGUCCAGAGUAGACACAUGGGGUAGAGGGAAAGAGGAAGGUAGGGUGGGAAGUGAGCAGAGCUCAGGUGAUCAGCAAAGAGGAAGCUGAAGCUGGUAAGUGAACUGGGUAAACACAAGAACAGGAAGCAGUGCUACAAGGGAAAAUGAGCUCUCGGGGAGCCAGUACUGAGGAUGGUGUGCUUCUCACAGGCUGUCAGUCCAGCGUGACGCUGUUGGGGCGAGGGAGCAAAAGUAAAGAAUGAUGUAAGGUACUGGCGGCCCCAAAGCAUCUUUUGUUGAGUGGUUGUUCCAGUCAUCUUUGUGAACCAAAUGUGACGGCUGCUUUGUGGAGGGCGUCCUCUGCAGGAGCACAUCCGUGGGAAGAGAAAGAGACACCCCGUCCAAGGGCCCUUGCUGAAAUGGGUUUAACUCCUCUUCCAGCCACCACUAGCCUGACCUCAUCCAUUUCCAGUACAAUGGGGUGGCUGAGCCAUUGAGAGCACCACCAUUACGUCAUCGUGGCAAACUGAAGGAGGAGGUGGAAAAGAGCACUGAUUGUUGUCAUGGCUCAUGAGAUGAUUGGGACUCAAAUUGUUACUGAGAGCUUGGUGGCUCUGCUGGAAAGUGGAGCGGAGAAAGUGCUGCUAAUUGAUAGCCGGCCUUUUGUGGAGUACAACACAUCCCACAUUUUGGAAGCCAUUAAUAUCAACUGCUCCAAGCUUAUGAAGCGAAGGUUGCAGCAGGACAAAGUGCUAAUUACAGAGCUUAUCCAGCAUUCUGCGAAACAGAAGGUUGACAUUGACUGCAAUCAGAAGGUGGUAGUUUACGAUCAAAGCUCCCAGGAUGUCACCUCUCUGUCAUCAGACUGCUUUCUCACUGUGCUUCUGGGCAAACUGGAGAAGAGCUUCACCUCUGUUCACCUGCUUGCAGGUAAGACUGAUUCAGCAGAAAGGACUUGGACUCCUGCUGAGUCCUGUGAGCAAGUGGGAUUUCCCAGUGCAGUGAGCUCAGAUACAGUGACAAAAUGACUUCCUGCUGGGCUGUCGAGUGAUGAAACAAUUCCACUAACUCCAGUACCUCACUCUUCCACUUCCACAUCAGUCAGUGCAAUUUUGAUUUGGCUGAAUGCUGGGUGCUCUUGGUGUUUCAUUAGCUGAAAGUGUCACCCAGUUCCUUGUGAAUGUGGAUAGCUCAGGGCCAGUUGCUUCUGUCCAAGGAUUUUUCUAUUCACCUGCAUCACAGGAGCACCGAAUGAGCCAUGUGUUGCUCCUGUCAUUGUUCCCAUCCCCUGCUGAGAGCCAG
Molecule: messenger RNA, 1590 nt
Organism: Castor canadensis (American beaver)
Lineage: Eukaryota; Metazoa; Chordata; Mammalia; Rodentia; Castoridae
Source: RefSeq, a predicted model, not a curated record